Messenger RNA from Onychostoma macrolepis, 3848 nucleotides. RefSeq names its product carnitine O-octanoyltransferase (gene crot). Gene Ontology annotation, molecular function: carnitine O-octanoyltransferase activity. Lineage: Eukaryota; Metazoa; Chordata; Actinopteri; Cypriniformes; Cyprinidae. Bases 199 to 2037 code for a protein of 612 amino acids. The record is from RefSeq and is a predicted model, not a curated record. Gene Ontology annotation, cellular component: peroxisome. The transcript has 17 exons.
AGCCAUGUUUGAUUGAGUCAGUGUUAUUGUUUUUGACUUCACUUUUCAGUAAUUAGGGCAAAGGUAACGGGAGCGAUUCCCGAUCUGGUGUUGAAUGUAAGCUUCGAGGUUCUUCAGUAAAGUAUCGAGACUGCGUUUAUAGCCGUUUCUGCAUUGCUACAGUCUCUUGUCUCAUUGAGUUGAAUCGGUCCAGUAGUAAUGGAUAAUCGGGUGUUCGAGUCCACUGCGGAGCGGACGUUUCAGUAUCAGAGCAGCCUCCCUCCUCUACCUGUGCCCGAUCUACACGACUCUCUCAACAAAUACCUGCAUGCAGUAAAACCUUUUGCAUCUGAGGAGGAGUUUCGAGCCACAGUGGCCAUUGUGAAACGCUUUGAGGAGGGCAUUGGACAACACCUACAUCAGAAGCUUCUGAAGAGAGCCAAGAGCAGGCGCAACUGGCUUGAGGACUGGUGGCUGGACACAGCGUAUCUAGAGGUGCGCAUCCCCUCUCAGCUGAAUGUGAAUUUUGGAGGACCUACAGCCUACGUGGAGCACUGCUGGCCUGUACGUGAUGGCACACAGCUAGAGAGGACCAGCUUGAAUUUGUGGCUCAUCCUCCAGUACUGGGACCUUAUCCGCACGGAGAGGCUGGCCGUUCAUAAAGCAGGAACGAUGCCCUUUGACAUGGAUCAGUUCCGCAUGCUCUUCUGCACCUGCAAAGUGCCUGGCGUCAAUAAAGACACCAUCCUCAACUUCUUCAAAACAGAGAGCGAAGGACCCUGCCCUUCUCACAUGAUAGUGAUGUGUCGUGGGAGGGUCUUCACAUUUGAUGCUCUCUGUGAUGGUCGUAUCCUCACUCCCCCAGAGCUGUUGAGGCAGCUGACUUACAUUAAAGAAUGCUGUGAUGGAGAGCCGGAGGGGGAUGGAGUGAGCGCUCUCACCACUGAAGAAAGGACGCGCUGGGCAAAGGCUCGGGAGUAUCUGAUCUCCAUUGAUCCUGUGAAUAAGACCAUACUAGAGACCAUUCAGAGCUCUUUAUUUGUGCUCGGCCUGGAUGAUGCCAAGCCCUAUUCCAGCCCUGAAAACUACACACAGUUGACCCACCUGGCAUUAACUGGUGACCCCACGAUCCGCUGGGGUGAUAAAUCUUACAAUCUGAUCUGCUUCUCCAAUGGGACCUUCGCUUCUAACUGUGAUCAUGCGCCAUAUGAUGCCAUGGUCUUGGUAUCUAAUGGAUAUUACGUAGAUCAAAAAUUGAGGGCCUGUGGUGGAGUGUGGAAGGGUUCAGAGGUUGUGCGUGAGAUGCCUGUGCCGGAGGAGCUGAUAUUCACCGUAGAUGAAGGGGUGAGGAGAGACAUCGCCCUGGCUAAAGAACAGUACACCAAAACUUCUCAGGACCUGCAGGUCGUCAGCUAUGCCUUCACCUCAUUUGGAAAAGCAGCCAUUAAGAAGAGAAAUCUUCACCCUGACACUUUUGUCCAGCUGGCUCUGCAGUUAGCAUACUACAGGCUACACGGAAAGUCUGGUAGUUGUUAUGAGACCGCCACCACACGCCGUUUCUUUCAUGGCCGCACGGAGACCAUGAGGCCCUGCACUGUGGAGGCCCAGCACUGGUGCGGAACCAUGUUGAACCCUACAGCCACUACUGAAGAGAAAAGACAAGUUUUAAAUGCAGCCUUCAGCAAACAUAACAAACUGAUGGCAGAGGCGCAGGAUGGAAAAGGCUUUGACAGACACCUCCUGGGCUUAUACCUGAUUGCCAAAGAGGAGGGUCUUCCUGUGCAUGAACUCUACACAGAUCCGCUCUAUACUAAGAGUGGAGGAGGGGGGAGUUUUGUGCUUUCCACUAGUCUGGUGGGCUACACCACUGUACUGGGAGCAGUUGCACCAAUGGUGCCACAUGGAUAUGGGUUUUUCUACCGCAUUCGUGAUGACAGAAUUGUUGCGUCCUGCUCCGCUUGGAAGUCCAACCCAGAGACAGAUGCUGAAACCCUGUUUCAGAACCUCUGCACCUCUUUACAUGACAUCAUGCACGUCACUACCCAGUCCCAGCUGUGAAGCAGAGCAUUCUGGGAAGUAACCUCACUGCUUUAGUUAUGCCAUUGGACAGGAGCAAAAGGGCUGAUGUCUUAGACAUGACCUUACCUUUAGACAGAUCUACCAUGCUGUGAAUUUAAAAUGGUUCAUAUGCCCUCUUGUUCGGUCAUAUCCAGAAUAUAUACAUUAGAUAGAGUAGAAUUGUGAAGAAAUGUGAAAUUUGUUUGAGAAAUUACCAGACAUUAAGGUGUUGAUUUUCAGAAAGAAUCUGGAUUUAGUACAGCAGGUGCUUUAAACUCUCACGUGCCUUCAGUUAGUCGUCUCUGAAUCACUUCAAUCAGGAAAUCCGCCUCUGAGGGGGCUGCAUGAUUUUUAACCUACAGUUUUUGCUACAUUAGCAGUAUUGUUUCCUGUUAACUGUAGAUCUGUGAAACUGUAUGUCACAGGAUGCUCAUGCAUCAUAAGUCCACUAGAUGGAGACAUUAACAAAAUGAUUUUAAUAUUCUCAAGUGAUUUAUAGGCAAUAAACAGCCAUCAAGUGUGGAAGUCCAUCUUGAGCUGUUAUUAACCCCUUACACUCAUACACAACAGAUAGACUGUUAAUGCACAAAUCAAUGCAACAGCGCAAGUAUAAUGCAGAUAUAUAAUUCCUCUUUAUUUUCAUAAUUUGAAGAUUUUCUUAUACGGUUUUCAAACUUUAAGGCUUAAUGCACUGUAGUCGAAUCUUUUUUCACCAAUAGGAUAUAAAUGAAUGUUUUUAUAAUGUAGAUAUACAUGCUUUGUUACUGUUUGUUAACAAUUGUAGGUUUAAUUUGCACUGCUUUCCUAUUUAUUGGGAAACACUGAAUAAAUGUUCCUGAAAGUUGUAAUUUUGAUUGGUUCAGAUAUUACAGGCUGCUUCCUUCCUUAAAUGACCUUAAAUGUUUUCCACCUGUUAUUUUGAAUGGCAAAUUUUGUCAUUCAUGCAUGUAGAUUUGAAUGGGAAUUGCCCACAAAUUUACCAAGAACACAAGUUUGCUUGUCGCCAUUACCUGUAAAAGAUAUUGUAAACAUUGCCACUGAGUAUUCAUAUGGUGUGAAUAAUCCAUGUAUUUCUGUAAGAAUUUUAUUUGUCCACUUGCUUUAUCAUUUAUGGCCUCAAAUAUGACUGAUUGUUUUCGUUUAUUGCAUUUUUGAGACUGGCGUCUCUGAAAAGUGCGUUGACUGUAAAUAUAUUACAGUAGCAAUUAAAAUGAUUACAGCUCUCAAAUCUAAAUGCUUGUUUAACGCAUAGUUACUUUUGUGGAAAUAAUAAUUUAGACUUUAUUUCAUAAGCGUCUCAGUGUGAAAGCAAAGCACAGAUGUGAACUUUGUUUUACAUAGGUGUAAAUGCAGCAAAUCUUUAAACCAGUGUCUUGGUGAAAUAUUUUCUUUUUAUGGGAAGGCAAGUGAAUUAUUAAAUCUUUAUCAGUAUCUAGCUUGGCAUAUGGCAUCCUAUCACUGUGACUUAGGUUUGUAAACUUAGUCAGCAUGAAAGGAAAAUUCAAUUCAAGUUAUUUUUUCUGAAUGCAUGUUGUUGGUCUCAUUGUGAAUGAAUGAAUGAAUCAACCAUUCAUAUUUUACCUAUUUUAUUUUUUUUAUUCUUAACUGGAUCUAAGGGUGAAAUGUCAGACUUCUCUCUGAUUUAUUCUGGGCUGUUCCAAUCAUUUUGCUCACAUUCAGAUCUGCUUCCAAUCAGCUACUGGUGAAUAGAAUAGUUCCUGUCCUACAUUUCAGAGGAAACGCUACGUGCAUUUCAUUGCAUCUUUAUGUAAUUUAAGUGCAAAAAAAUAAUAAAAAUGACACAUUUUGAA